CAGAGACAUAGCUUCGAUCUUUUGUUUUACUAACUGGAACAAUGUUACCAAAGUUACGAUUUUCUGUGUGGUUUAGAAAACGGACUGCCGCUCCAUGUACACCAAAAGGUCUACUAAAUAUCUUGCCUAUCUUACUGAUUGCGUCAUACCUGGCUUUUAAUUUACUUUUAUCGGGAGGGGAGGAGCAAGGGAAGCGACCUUCAGCAUGGUCAGUUCCUUACUUACGAGGUCUCUCGGUUGAAAAGGUGCCAUUCUUGGUUCCUAGUCAGGCCCCUCGUAUUGCGAAAAAGUGCGGACCUGUACCAGGGCGUUUGCUUCCUCCAGGAGGGGGAAGGCUGGGAAACAUUAUGUUUGGAUACGCCGCCACGCUCGGCAUUUCUCGCCGAUUGGGAAUGACUCUUGUUCUGCCAUCUCACAGCAAGCUGUUUGACAUCUUUGAGGUGCAUGCAGAUACGAUUGUGAAUGUAACAAAGGCUAAACAAGGCAUCCGCUAUGAGCGAUUUGCAUCUGCCUAUGAUCCAAAAUUACUGGAAAUCCCGUGUGAUAAGGACAUUUUUGUUUGCUGUUCUCUACAAUCUUGGAAAUAUUUCACGGGCUAUGAGAAUGAGAUUCGCACACAGUUUCGAUUUCGUCCAAGCAUUGUAAGUAAGGCCCAGUCCGUCUGGGACUCAGUGAUUUUUCCUGCGACAAAGUGGAAUUCCUCCACCCUACUGAAAGACCAAGGAAGCAUGAGGGUGGGAGAACCCCGUGGGGCGGAAAGACCAGUCUUCGUGGCGGUCCAUGUCAGGAGGGGGGACAAGGCCCAUCAUAAACAAACUAUCAAAAUGGGUCACAGAGUAGCCAGUGAAGAAUACUUACAAAAUGGCUACCGUUUCUUCCUCAAUCGCUACAACAACAACGUCAUCUUCGUCGUCUCCUCGGACGACCAGGCCUGGGUGAAGAAGGUGUUGCCGUCAGGGAUCUCGGUGUUUGUGAGUUCUGAUCGGCCGGAGGUAGACAUGGCCGUGCUGAGCCGCUGUAACCAUACCUUGAUGACAGUGGGCACAUAUAGCUGGUGGGUGGCCUGGUUGGUCAAUGGCACCACUGUAUAUUACAAGCACUUGUUUCAACCUGGAUCGUACAUUGCCAAACACCACAACAACACGUUAGCAGACUGGGUCCUUCCUCAGUGGAUCGGCAUGGAGUAACAUAGGCCUAUUCACGUCAAAGGAAAAGACCGCAUAGCCUAAAAAAGUACACUUGGUACACAAUAUUGUGGCAAAAAUGCACAUAUACAUAAUUUUGUCUACCAGCAGUACACAAAUUUUGUAAUUUGUGCAACACGUGUAUAAGUGGUGCCGAGCACAGUCUGUCUGCCAGUGAUGCCCAAGUCAUUGUGGGCGUGCACAUUUGUACUUACACAUCUUUAGAGAGCAAACAUGUAGUCAGCAUCAACAGAAAUGCAGCUACAAACUGUGCCUAAAAUAUGUUUACUUUUUUCAGAUUUUUUCCUUUUGAAUUAGAUGCAGUCAAAUGUUCGAAUUGUAAAGUGGACUUUAUGGACCAUACUGCUAGUGGCAAGGUAUGCUCCGAGCUCCGACAAAAAGUUAAAAAAACAUAAUUUUCUCCCGGACUUUCUUUGGUUUCCCUUCCACCAAAAUACUGGCCGCCGUCGUAUAUGAGAAAUGUUUUUGAGUAGGCCUACGGUGUAAAACAGCAAAUAAAAAAAUAAAUAA
Liolophura sinensis is the source of this 1715-nucleotide messenger RNA. Its product is annotated as galactoside alpha-(1,2)-fucosyltransferase 2-like. The record is from RefSeq and is a predicted model, not a curated record. Gene Ontology annotation, biological process: carbohydrate metabolic process. Gene Ontology annotation, molecular function: galactoside 2-alpha-L-fucosyltransferase activity. Gene Ontology annotation, cellular component: membrane. Lineage: Eukaryota; Metazoa; Mollusca; Polyplacophora; Chitonida; Chitonidae. The coding region runs from base 42 to 1187 and encodes 381 amino acids. The transcript is spliced from 2 exons.